AUGUGCAAGGUAUUCCUAACGACGCUUACGGGGCCAGCACGGGCGUGGUUCAAUAGCUUGGAGGUUGGAAGCAUCAGAAGUUUCGGAGACCUUGCCAAUGUUUUCAUCAGCCGGUUCAUAGCUGGAGUGCCGGCUGACAGAAAGACUAGUUAUCUGGAGACGGUCAGGCAGAGGAGGAAUGAAUCCUUGAGGGAAUAUAUAGCCCGUUUCAAUACGGAGGCCCUACAGAUCCCUGAACUAGAUGAAGGCAUGGUGGUAGAAGCCAUGCAGAAAGGGACAACCUCCCCCGAGUUCUUCAGCUCGUUGAGUAGAAAUCCCCUUACCUCAUUAGCAGAACUGAUGAGGAGGGCUGAAAAAUACAUAAGGCAGGAUGAUGCCUUGAUGACGAGCAGAUUUGCCAAGGAGGCAGCAGACAGAGAAAAAGCCCCGGAGGAAAGGAGGUCGGAAAGACAUGAAAAGAGGCAAAACAAAAAGCCUAAAACGUGCAGACAACCCUGGGACCGGAGGGACCAAAGACCAUUUCCCCCACGGAUUCUUGAGACCCUGACCCCUCUCAAUGCCUCCCGAGCUGAAGUGCUCAUGGCAGUCCAAAACAAGGAGUUUCUCCAAUGGCCCAAACCCACAUGA
This is a messenger RNA of Manihot esculenta (cassava), 627 nucleotides long. RefSeq lists its product as uncharacterized. The coding region runs from base 1 to 627 and encodes 208 amino acids. The transcript has a single exon. Lineage: Eukaryota; Viridiplantae; Streptophyta; Magnoliopsida; Malpighiales; Euphorbiaceae. The record is from RefSeq and is a predicted model, not a curated record.